This is a messenger RNA of Paracoccidioides brasiliensis Pb18, 996 nucleotides long. RefSeq lists its product as uncharacterized. Bases 1 to 996 code for a protein of 331 amino acids. The transcript has 2 exons. The record is from RefSeq and is a predicted model, not a curated record.
AUGACGUCGCAACCCGAGAUGCUUCCUCUAGUGGACUACAUUUCUGCAGUUGUGACUGCUUAUCUGGAUGCUUCAAAUUUGGUCGGGUACAUUAAGCGACACAGCAACCGACCGUUGUCUGAAGAUGCUCUGGCAAGCUUGGAAAACUCCCUCGCCCUCGGACCCCCCAUAGUACAAGGCCAAUAUGGUUUAGAGGUCAAGGUUAUGGGCCAAACAUAUGAGGACGGGGAUGAGACUACUCGAGAAAAUAUGAAGCUUAUCCUGGGAAACCUGCAAGAUACCUUACUUGUCGGGCUCAAGCGGGCUUUGAUGGGCAAUCUCGAUUUGGACUUUGUCACCUUGCAAGCAUCCUCCGACAACGGUCGGAUUAGCUCGAUAAUCUGCUUGAGUCAGUUGGGUAAACGCCUCGGACCCAGCAUUUCGAAUCCAAAUUUGUCGAUCAUUUCCACCCCUGAACAUGGUACUGUGGAAACCCCAUCCCACGAUGACUUGUCAAACCCGGAGCCUUCACAAAGCUCAGUAGCGCAAAACAUAUUCUCUGGGGAUACAAGAAGCCAUACUGCAUCUUCCCGCUCGCCAACCACAGAGUCGGAAAAUAUAUCAACCCCUUCUGAUAUCACCAGUCCAAUGACUCCCGAAGGAAGUGUCAGCUCUUUUGCCCAUCGGCGAUCCCUUCACUUUAGGUCGAAACCGCCUGUUGAGCUACCAGCCAAUGAAAUCGACACGAUUGAUUGGGACCCCGAGCGGUGCAUUGCAAAUAGAAACAAUGUGACUCAAUACCCCAUAUUGACCAUAAGGGAAGCUAGUGGUGAACUGCAGGAUCUAUAUAGUGUUGAUGCAAUGGCACCAGAAUCCCUAGGCCCAAGGAGUUUCCCCUUUGAAGACCAAAGGGGGUUCCAUCAUCUAAAGAACGAAUCUCGGCAUAAUAAUUGGCGCAAAGAAGUUAACAAUACGCUUGAAUAUACCCCGCAAACUCAACCUGGCAGAUUACUCUGA